Molecule: messenger RNA, 2679 nt
Organism: Ambispora gerdemannii
Lineage: Eukaryota; Fungi; Glomeromycota; Glomeromycetes; Archaeosporales; Ambisporaceae
Source: the annotation of a GenBank genome assembly
AUGGCUGACAUAAGACAAACAGACCCUAUUCGACAACUAAUCAUCAAAUCGCUGUUUUCAGAUUCUGUUGAGGAUCCCAAGUCACCAGGUCAAUCUUCAGAGUCAGAAAGAUUAAUCAACUAUCUUAAAGUUAACGAGGAGUCUUUUGGGGGCCAGUCGCCUACUGGGUUUGAUAGGCCCACAUCGAUUCUAAAAAGAGGCAAUAAGUCAGAUAAAACUCGUUAUCUUUUAUUAUCAGUAAAUAACCGAAAGGGCCGAGUACGUCUUCAUAAAGCCAAGAAAAAUGGUAAUACACAUUUCCAGAUUGGCAAGACAUGGCCUCUUGAAAACAUUGUUAGCGUUGAAGUUAUUGAUGUAUAUCAAAAACACACAAGCCGACUUCCACAGUUGGUAAAUCUUGAAGAAAAUAUACUUCGAGAAAUCCAAGCUCGAUCGGCGGUGAAUGGCAACACCGAAAGCUAUGAACUAGCAGUCUCACUGCAAUCACGGCUAGAGAACAAGUCUACGCCGAAUUUACCGCGUAUAGCCGACCAAAGUCUGCUAAACCUUGUGCAGAAUGACAGAUCGACACCUUCCUUAUCACGAGGUGGAGGAAGUGAAACACAUAGCAUAGGAAAUUACGCGGACGACGAAGACUAUGCUAAACAAGAAGAAAUUUCUUUGAUAAAUGUCGAAGAACUGUUGAAUGAUUUUAAUUGGAAGGAAACGGGAAACGCUGCAGCGCUGGAAGAAAGAUUGUUAAAUGAGUUGGCGGCACUCAACGCGGUUGUACAACAGCUGGAUAAAGCAAUAUCUGAAUUAGACCAUAUGGAUCAAUGGUUGACUUUGUAUACUGGCGAGUUGAAUAGUAUGGGUGAAGAUAUUCAUCAUAUUGAAUCGCAAAAUCGUGGAUUGCAAGUACAAACAGCGAAUCAGAAAGCUUUACUUGCAGAGUUGGAUAGGUUAAUUCAAUCAAUUAUUAUUCCGGAUGAAGUGUUCUUAGUAUUGCGUCAAGAAACUUUGGAUACGGUGCAAGGUGUCCAACAUAUUGAGAAUGCAGCAGCGCGUCUACAAGCUGCACUAGAAUCCACUUUCGAUGAAGCAACACGAGAAAUGACCGCGGUUAAAGAAAAGGUGGAGUUAUACAGUCUACACAGUAACGGAUUCUCCAACCGUCUCCACGAACAUUUAAAAAAAUCGUUUCAGUAUCAGGCAGAUAUUUUGAUGAAUGAUAAAAGUCGUGGGCCUCGACGUAAUAGUCUUACGGUUCUCGGGCACGAGACCAUUGAAGAUUGUUUGUUGAAAUAUCGCGGGCUCUCGUUGUGGAUGAAAGAAAUUGAUCCGCGACAGCAUAAUGAGUUGCAGACUUUAUAUGCGCAAGCAGUUGAGCCAAUCUAUCAAAAAGAAAGUAAAGAAUAUAUGGCACAAAUGCGUCUGAUGCUUUCGAAAAGGGAAUUGGCUGAGGAGGCAACUUAUGCUUUUAGUGCCGCCUCAUAUUGUCUUAGUCAUCGAUCUAGUCUUGCCAGCGGAAAUAAUCAUGGUGACUUUAGUAGAGCACCAUGGGAAUACAAAGAUGCUGGAGGUGGAAAACUUCCACCUGAAGAGGGAUUUGAGCAAAUAAUGUUGACAAUCGUUCCAUUAAUUGUUCGCGAACAAAACUUCAUAUCGGAUUUCUUUCAUCUUGGUAAUAAAGGUCCAAAAACCUUUUUGAAUCGGGAAGAAUUGAAGAAUUGGCAUCCUCAAGAGUUGAAUGCUAAACAAGAAUUAACUAGUUUUAUCGAUUAUGGAUGUAAGCAUGAUCACAUACAAUCAGUAGGAAUGCUUGUAGUACUUGACAAACAUAUUUACGAGUAUCAAAAAACCAGUCAAGAAUUCUUGGUCAAGAUUUUGGGCAUGGUGAGAUUGCGUUGCAUAAAUAUAUUUGAGAAGUUCACUAAUGAACAACUAAGAACAAUUGAGGAAACAAAAGUCACUUCAAAGAAACGAAAAGGAAUCAUAUUAUUCAUAAAGCUGUUUCCGCGUUAUUGUGAACGUAUUGAACAUUCGAUGCAAGGAGAACUCGUGGAUAAACUAGAAGUUCGUGAGAUUGUUAAUAAAGCGUAUGAAAGAAUCGUAAAGACGAUGUUUGAUUCGUUGGAGGCUAUUGCAAAAGACACGGGUUCUUUGGCAGACGAUAAGGAACAGUUGAAUGUGCAUACUAUGAUGUUGGAAAAUAUGCACCGCUUUUACACCGAGAUCCUCACAUAUAAAAUCAGUGUCUUGGAGCCAUACGUGAAGCACGCGAAAAUUUCUUAUGAGAAACAUCUGGAAGCAUAUUCUAAAUCUGUUCUUCGAAAACCAUUUGGAAAAUUAAUAGAAUUUUUCGAUGGUAUAGAUAAUUUAUUGAAAACUACUGCAGCGCCGGAAGAAGUCGGGUUUCAUCUGCGAUAUAGUAAAGAUGCCCUAAAGAAAGUUGUCUCCCAAUUUCCAGGCAAAGAGAUAAAAAGAGGCCUCGAAUCGUCAUACAAGCGCGUAGACCGACAUUUCACCCAAGAAGAAGGAUUACUUCAAGUUGUCUGGCGUAGCAUACAAACAACACUGAUCAACAAUCACAAACAUUUCACCUCAAUAAUCAACAAGUGUUACCCAGACACUAAUAUCUCGUUGGAAUUCACCACUGAAGAUUUAUUAAGUUAUUUUUCAGAGAUAAUAUCGGCAUGA